UUUAUAAAAAUUAUUAGAUCACGCAGAAAUUUGGUAAUAGUUUUAUUUUUGCUCUUUCUGUUGUUCCAUUACGUGCGAGAACUAAUUAAUACAUAUAAAUAUGAUAGGGAAAGAACAAAUGCAAUGAUAAUACACAAACUCAAUAUUCUAUCCCGGAUAGAGAAAGAAAAAGGUACAGGUUGCAACAUGCCCAAGACAGAUCCGUUCGCUAAAGAAGUAAUGCGUUUCAUGGAUGAAAUGGUUCCCGUAACUUGCAAUGAAAAAGACUGGGUCACUUGUGAUGGUGACCAAUGCUUUGUCGUCAAGGAUGUAUUAGAUGAAGUGCCAUAUAUAGAGUGCGAGUACAGAGAUAUUAUUUAUAUUAACGAUGACUACUACUACCUUGACAGUCCUAUCAAAUUAAGAGCUCAACAAAGGUUUAACUUCACUAAGUCCGAUCAUGUUAAAGUGACUUGCCUCGCAAACAAUCGGAAUCCUAAUCGCUUUCAGAUUCCAACAUGGAGUGGUCUUAAAGCUGGUUUCCGUCCCGUCUCAGUUUCUGUUCCACCUGGACGAGAAGAUUCAGUAAACGUUCUCAUAUUGACAUUUGAUUCCGUCUCGCACAAUCAUUUCCUGCGCAGUGUACCCCAAGCUUACAAAAUUCUGACUGAAGAGCUUGGUGCCGUUGUAUUUAACAAUUACAAUGUAGUUGGAGACGGUACACUAGCCGCUCUGUUCCCUAUUCUUACAGGGAAAACUGAACUGGAAUUUCCAGAUGUACGGAGGAAACUAAAUAAUUUCUUUCCCAAACAUCUCAAUCCAAUGGAUUUUUUAUUUGGUCAACUGCACAAAGACGGUUAUCAUACAGCGUAUUUCGAAGAUUUGCCUAAAGUAGGUACAUUUACAAAUCGCCUUAAUGGUUUUAGGUACCAACCGGCAGAUCAUUACCUCAGGUCUUUCUUUUUGGAAGAUUUUAAAAUUAAGCUGACAGAACAAGAGAAUUUCUUUUGUAUUGGUGCUACACCGACAUUUCGUUUUUUGAUGAAUCUUACGAGUAAUUUUAUUAUGCGAGACGGUAAACGAUUCGGCUUUGCAGUGAUUUCUGACAUAGCCCACGAAGAGCCAACAUUAUUCUCCUCAGUGGCAAACGACCUAUCCAAGCUCUUGAAAACCUUCAAAGCGAGCGGAAUUUUAGAAAAUACACUAUUCAUUGUUAUGUCAGAUCAUGGGUCCAGGUUUACCCCUUUAAGAAGGACAUAUCAAGGAAAGAUUGAAGAGCGUCUGCCGUUCAUGUCAAUAGUUUUACCAAAUAAACUGAAGAGAGCCCGACCCGAUGCUGAGACAUUCUUGAGAGCCAACGUGGACGUUCUCACAACACCGUUUGACAUUCACACGACCAUCCUAGACGUUGUGGGAUUGAAGCAUCUAAUUAAUAAUUACACUGUGUCUGGUUCUGAUUUGCCAAGAGGCAUGAGUCUACUGAAACCUAUACCAAAGUCAAGAUCUUGUUCAGAAGCUGAUGUUCUUACACAUUGGUGCGUGUGCUUGAACUGGACAGAUGUGUCUCCCGGUGACAAAAUUUACGAGCAAGUUGCAAUAGCACUGGCAAAAUUUAUUAACAAACUAAUAGCUGACAACGAUAAAUGUGCGACCCGUAGUCUUAUAUCCAUUGAAUGGGUGAAACGUGAAAAUGUGAACGAUCAAGUACUCAAGUUCAUAGAUGUCAAUACACCUUCUAUUGAAUUCUAUCAAGUCAAGAUAGUGAUGAGUCCAAUGUAUGCGGCAUAUGAGAGCACAAUCACUUAUUUAAGGCAUUUGGAUGAAAUUCUUAUAUCGGAACAACUUAUAUCUAGAGUUAACGCUUAUGGUCAAGAACCGAAGUGCGUUAUGAAUACACAUCCGCACUUGAACAAGUAUUGUUAUUGUAAGAUUUGUUUCAACAGCAUAGAUGAGUGUAAACCAAAAAAAGUGUUUUGA
Hyposmocoma kahamanoa is the source of this 1956-nucleotide messenger RNA. RefSeq lists its product as uncharacterized. Lineage: Eukaryota; Metazoa; Arthropoda; Insecta; Lepidoptera; Cosmopterigidae. The record is from RefSeq and is a predicted model, not a curated record. The transcript is spliced from 2 exons. The coding region runs from base 124 to 1956 and encodes 610 amino acids.